AUGGCGCUCACCGCCUCCUGCGACGCGUUGUACUUCCCGAGCAAUCCAAGGGAUAAUGUACUCACAGUACGGUGGAGCGCGCAGGACGCGCCGCUGCUGCCGAACACAAGCGUCAUCUUUAAGAUCAAGUGCACCGCGCCGCACCUGUUCCACGCGCAGCCACGCUAUGGCGCACUCCUCCUCGCCGACACCGCCGGGGCCUCAAUGCCGAGCUCGAAUCAGACGACAACGAUCACGUUUAGCCUCCGCGGGAAUCACGGCGACGGCGAUGGAGGCAUCUCCCCGAGCGGUGGAAGUCGGCAGACCGCGUCGCGUGCCUCGAGCGCCACGCCGGGCGGCCCAGCAUACCAGGAGCGCUUCGCCAUCGAAUACGUGCUGAUCAAGUCGGAGCCGCUCGCCUUUCAGCAGAUUUUGAGCUCCCUCGCCGACGCGGCGCGGAUGACGGAGGUGGUGAAGAAUAUGUGGUCUCUCAUCGCCUCCGGUGCUAUUCCGCGCACACACCUCGGUGUUCAGGGCGGGAUCAACCUGAAGGUGUACAUGGAGAACGUUGUGCUGCAGUCCAGCGACCCAGCACCGAACGGCGGCGACGAGGCCACGAAGGUUAUCGUUCCUCCCGAGGCCCGCCUCGUUGUCCCGAUUGAAUCGGAGCGGCACAGCGGCAGCGUCGCUGACGCCACCAACUCUCGCCGUACUCAGGCUACUGUAUCCCCAUCCCCACGGCUUUACAGCGGUGGUGACGUGGCGCACCACCAAGACAGCACGUCGCUUGUCGCCAGACGCAAGCCCUCCGAUGAGCUGCGUGCCCUUCGGGAGGAGAUCAAUACAAUGCGCCGCGAGCCCGUCACACAGAGCAGUGCUGCUGGGGGCACUGUGCUCAACAGCCUCUCGCCGUCUGCGAACACACCGAACAGCCAGGCGCGUGGGAAUCAGGGAAGUGCAGCAGUGGAGGCAUUCUCCGCCCCUCGCGUUGCCGGUGCCAGCAGCUCUGACAACCUCAUCAUGAAGUUCAACCUGGGUGACGUGGUUGGUCGCGCUGAUGCUCCAGCAGCAGCGCAAAGAGGAGGCCUCAAGGUGUACAUGGUGCUGACCUUAAUGUUCGCCUUGUACAUCAGCCUACUCUUCAUGCGUCGCGGCGCAACACGCGCCGUAGAGAGCGGCAAGCAUGGUUGUGGCACCGGCACCCAUGAGGCGGCGAAUUCGUGCGCCCUUCAGGUCUCAUCGCCGUAG
Messenger RNA from Leishmania braziliensis MHOM/BR/75/M2904, 1227 nucleotides. RefSeq lists its product as hypothetical. Bases 1 to 1227 code for a protein of 408 amino acids. NCBI's taxonomy places the organism in Eukaryota, Euglenozoa, Kinetoplastea, Trypanosomatida, Trypanosomatidae. The transcript has a single exon. The record is from RefSeq and is a predicted model, not a curated record.